AUGGAUAAGUUACGCGGGGUGCUGGAUUUCUGCAUCCGCCACCAGACUGUUCUGGGUUACAGCAUUGUGUCCCUGAUGACGGCUGCCAGCGAGCACAUCUUCUCCUCUGUGGUGUUCCAAUGUCCCUGCAGUUCUGGGAACAUGCUGUAUGGCUCCAUCUUCCUCUCAGUGCCUGCCCUGAUCCUCUUUCUGCUUGGCUACAUGGUGAACGCCAGGACGUGGCGCCUGCUGACAAACAGCUGCCCUGCGGAGAAGUGCUGCAGCAGCAGCAGCCCCUGGGGAACCUGCUUCUACUACUGCUUUGUGCUGGUGCCGGUGACGGCCAGAGCCUUGGUGGCCCCUCUCACCUGGAUCGCGGUGGCCCUGCUCGGAGCCAGCUUCUACGAGUGCGCGGCCAGCGGGAACAGCCUGAUACAGAACUACUUCUGUAAAGAUCAAGGACAAGAGUGCCGCAAGCUGAUGGUCAAAAUACCCUGCAAUGAGAAGUUAUGGAAGAACAUAUCGAGUGAAUUCUUCAGCCUUCAGGCACAGUCCCAGCUGAUAGGAUGGCUCCUGAUAGCCUGCAUCAUUACUGUGGCACUGAUUUCAAAAUGUGUCAGCCGCUGUCGCUCCCCGGUUAGCUACCUUCAGCUCAAGUUCUGGAAAAUUUACUUAAAAAAGGAACAGGAGCUUUUUGAGAUCAAGGCUAAAGAGCAUGCAGCCAGGCUGGCAGAAAUAAAUACGAAAUCCUUUUUUGAAGCCGUUGACCCAACACCGUUUCAGACUCCCAGCAAUGAAGACUGGCGGAAGAUUUCAUUCUUGUAUAGCUUCAGUUCCAAAGAGCAGUAUUACAGCAUGAUACACAAGUUUGUUAACACAAACAGAGGCAACAGCAACAGCUUCAGGGAAGGAGCUCAGAAUCCCCCUGUUUUAGGAUUUGUGGAUGAAGCGAGCGCAAACGAAUCCGGAUUUUAA
Messenger RNA from Balearica regulorum gibbericeps (East African grey crowned-crane), 954 nucleotides. The record is from RefSeq and is a predicted model, not a curated record. Lineage: Eukaryota; Metazoa; Chordata; Aves; Gruiformes; Gruidae.